Molecule: messenger RNA, 2753 nt
Organism: Exaiptasia diaphana
Lineage: Eukaryota; Metazoa; Cnidaria; Anthozoa; Actiniaria; Aiptasiidae
Product: mucosa-associated lymphoid tissue lymphoma translocation protein 1
Exons: 16
Coding region: 272-2215 (647 amino acids)
Biological process (GO): proteolysis
Molecular function (GO): cysteine-type endopeptidase activity
Source: RefSeq, a predicted model, not a curated record
UCUGGGAAUUAUUCCCAAUGUGCGUGGUAUUUCGAACUUCCCUUGUUCCUUAAAUGUUCUACACUCAAAAACCAUUUGUACACUUAAGCAUUGAUAUGAUUUAAUGCUAGACGCGUUUAGGAAGGAUUGGUAAAGCAUCAUGGCAUCUUAAAAAAAAAAUAAGAAUGUCAACCUUCAAAUACGGAAACUACCCUACUCCAUAUAAAAAAAGGUAGCUAGCUUCCUUGAUAAUCUUGACAAUGCAACAAAUUGGAGGGCACUUAUUGGUGCAAUGCCUGUUGAUACCUACACGCAAAAUGAUGUCAACCAAUUUGAUAGACUUGGCAUGCAAAGGGGAAAAAAAACAGCAGAGGCCUUGCUUCAAAAUUUAGGUCAAAAAUGUAUAACUGUAAAAAAACUGAUUGUUUACCUGGAAGCUAUUGGUAAUAAUGAAGCACUGGAACAAAAAAAACCAGAUGAACGAGUAGAAAUCACAGAACAGCCAUCGUCAUCACCAGUCAUGGCAGGGGAGAGAGUUGAACUAGUAUGCAGAGCCACAGGGUUCCCACCACCAGAAUACCAAUGGCUAAGGAAUGGAGAAGAGAUUCGCAAUGCUUGUGAAAAAAAACUUAUAAUCAAUAACACACAAGCUAAAGAUAGUGGGAGAUAUUCAAAAAAAACUAGCAAUCGCUUGAGUGCAGAAAAAAGUAAUUGUGUGGAGAUACAAAAAAAAGAUAGAGUAGUAGAAUUUUGUUUUUGCUCUUCAAGACUUCGCAGUGAGACUACAAAUGAGAUUUUCUUUGAUUCCUUCAACUUUGAGCAUGAAGGCAACUAUAACUGCAGAGCUUAUAACACUAAAGGGGACACUUUGACAAGACUAGCAACAUUACAAGCAUGGGCACCUGAACYACAAUGUCCCAACAAAGGAAUUGAUGGCAGCUCAUUGCAAUUAACUGAAUCAGCUACUGAUAAGAUAGCACUGGUGAUUGGCAAUCGAGACUAUAUUAACCUUCCACCAAAUGAAAGUCCAUUAGUCCAUACAUGUGGAGAUGCACAACGAGUUGCUGCYAUUCUACGAAAAAACCUCAUGAACUUUAAAGUUUUCUCUUUGGUUAACUUAACCUACAAUGAGAUGAAGAAAGCUCUGUCAAUAUAUUAUGAACUACUAGACCGUGGUGUCUAUGGUCUGUUAUACUUUGCUGGACAUGGAUUUGAAGAYAGUGGCCAGAACUACAUGAUACCAAUUGAUGCCAWGACUGACUGGACACCAGACAAAGCYRUAUGUGUCCAGAAAAUCCUCCAGGAAAUGCACAAUAGAGGAACAGCAUUAAAUGUGUUUCUAUUGGAUAUCUGCAGGAAACUGACAAUGACUGGUAAUGGUUAUAAAAGAGAAAUAUACCCAUACCCACCUGAUGCACAGUCUAUUUAUGGGUUUGCAACGUGCCCAGGAGCUGAAGCAUAUGAACGAAAAGCUGAUGCCAAUGGUUUGUACAUGACUCACUURUUGAAAAACAUCACUAAAGAAGCAACUGUUGAGGACAUGCUGAAAAAGGUGGCUAAAGAUGUUGAAGAUGAGGUUGCAAAUGAUCCUGAUGUCUGGCGAAUGCGUCCUCAGUUCUACAGCAAAGCAGUGAAAAACUUUAGCUUACGUGACCCAACUGUAAGAGAAGACCAAGAAUCCAAGAUWAGAAACCAAAAAUGGUUGGAAAUCCACAAACUUCCUCAAAAACACAUCUUUAAUGUAGCACAUGUUGGCAUUACAGUAGAAAUACGCUUUGAGCACACUAACUGGUUGUCAAAUGUAAUCUUGGUGUGUUUAAGAGUGUUGGAUCUUGGCGAGGCUACAAUGUGUGAUGCAAGUCUUAUACUAAGUGCUCUACCAAAGGGCUUACAAGAAUGCCAUUUUCAUCCAAGUACAGCCAAUAAGAUGAGACAUGUUGUCCCACCUCAAGCUGAAAGUUCAACUGGUGUUGUUGCACGAGCAGCUUCCUGGGCGUCACAAGAGGAACARUCUCAUGCUCCUGUCCCAGUUGAGAGAAUAAGUGAAAUUUACAAUAUACAAAGACUUCAGAAAAACUUAUCUCUAACGAUUGAACUGAAGUACAUUUUGCGUGGUAGCCAAGAGGAGCAAACUAAAUACGAAAUAAAGACAUUUAAUCUCAAAGAAUUUGGUAUUGUGAAUGCUUUUGCUAAGGCAAAUCCAACAGAUGACUUCCAAGACUACAGCCUUUAUUAAUACUUUAGAAAAUUUAGUCUAAUUCCUGGUCCCAUUCAUUGGGUUUCCUGUGGUGUGGAAAGGACACAGGAAGCCCAAUGAUGCAGCGAAGGGAUAGGCCAGUAACUGAACUAAAAUUUAUUGUACAAGGAUAGGAUAAUAAAUUAAAAAAUAAGUAAUGUGAACAAAUCAGAGUUUCAAAAUGUCAAUAUCAAAAUUAUUGCAUGAAAACAAUCAAACUAAAGAUCGCAGAGCAAUGAAUUAAAGGAAAGUAAUUACUCACAUCACUUUUGAAACUCUGAUUUCACUUUGAUAGCCUCAGCAGUCUAAAUACAUUGUGUGACUGUCACAAACACUCAUCAGAUUGUGUUACAGUCACACAACAAUAAAAAGACUGUGUCACACACACUGCCAUACAAAAUUUACAUCUAUUUUCCAUAAAAUGUCAUAAAUAAUCGACAGUAUGGCAUUUCAUUUUACUGCAAAGAAGCAAUUGAAAAAAUAAGUUAAUUUAUUAGACCCUGACUAAUACUCUACCACUGAUACUUUACAUAUUUAC